Molecule: messenger RNA, 351 nt
Organism: Staurois parvus
Lineage: Eukaryota; Metazoa; Chordata; Amphibia; Anura; Ranidae
Source: the annotation of a GenBank genome assembly
AUGCAGACUGCUUUUACAAACAUUUAUGAAAGAAUGGGUCGCUCUAAGGAGCUUAGUGAAUUCAAGCAUGAUAAAGUAAUAGAUUGCCACCUGUGCAAUAAGUCCAUCCAUAAAAUCUCCUUGCUACUAAAUAUUUCACGGUCAACUGUUAGUGGUAUUAUAACAAAGUGGAAGCAACUGGGAACAACAGCAACUAAAUCACGAAGUGUUAGGCCACGUAAAAUGACAGAGAGGGGUCAGCGCAUGCUGAAGCGCACAGUGCGUAGUCAAUAGUUAAAAACCUCCAAACUUUGUUUCCAGUGAAGGGAACUCUUAAGGCGUCAGCAUACCAAGACAUUUUGGACAAUUUCA